Molecule: messenger RNA, 2332 nt
Organism: Rhagoletis zephyria (snowberry fruit fly)
Lineage: Eukaryota; Metazoa; Arthropoda; Insecta; Diptera; Tephritidae
Source: RefSeq, a predicted model, not a curated record
UCAUGUUGAGAUAAGAGAAAAGGCAGCUAAAAAUGAGGAAAGGCUACAAGAAUAUAACAAAAAUUAUGUAAAUAAAAAGAGGCAGAGCCCACACGUAUACAAAGACGGAGAUUAUGUUGUUGUCAAAAACUUUGAUUCAAAUACAGGCACGUCAAAGAAGCUGAUUCCAAAAUUUAAAGGUCCCUACAAAGUAGUUAAAGUAUUACGCAAUGACCGUUAUAUGCUAGAAGAUGUAGAGGGUUUCCAACAGUCGAGAAUACCUUACAGGGGCAUGUGGGCAGUAGGGAACAUACGGCCAUGGUUCAAUGGGUGCACGAAUGAUAGCAGAAGAGAUCAGGAGAUCUCAUUGAUCAGGAUGGCCGAAUUGUAGCAGCAUAGCUGCACUCCUAUACAUGUAUAUAUGUAAAUAUGUAAACGUAGUAUAUAUAGCAACCACAAACACAUAUGUAUGUAAAUAGCACAUAAUAUUCUGUGUAUAUAUUUCCCCCUAGUCAGUAAGCGUCAUUUCCAGUUAUAGUCUAGAAGUUUCUAUUUCCCCUUUUCUAUUCGGUAGCGUCCCUUCCAACCUUCCAUAGAUUGCAUCAGCCUUUUAGCUUAAGCACAUAUUUGUACAGUCAAGAAGAUUCAUAAUAAAUUUGGCGAUCAAACCUAUCGGACGUGUCUAUUUUAUUUGCGUUUACAGUCUCAGAAGUGGGGUCGAAUUCCCUUUCCUGAACGUGUGUGCCGUGAAGUGGUAGGCUUACGAAAGCGGCACGGCGAAAGACAGCCAAAACCAAAAGAAACAGAAAAAAAAUACGAGUAAGCAAAGCCAAUCGUGCAAAAGUAAUUUGAAAGAAAAACAGUGCGAGCAAAGUGGAAAGUUCAUAAAUAAAAAAUAGUUCGGCAAACGAGUGGCAAAGACAAAAGAGUGUUAAAACAAUACAAAUAGGAACGAGAUAGACAAAAGAGUGUAUAACAGCAGACAUAUUAACAUUCAGUAAAUAAGGCAAAAUGGAAUCAAUUUGUGCUAAUGAAUAUACGGCUGUGCAGUUGCGCGCUUGGCUUCAGCAGUUAAAUUUGCCAACAAGCGGCGCAAAAAAUGCGUUGGUCAUUCGGUUAAACGAAGUUCCAGUAGCCGAGCGUGGCCGGUGUCCGUUGGAAGCUGAUGAAAGUUUUGAAAUCGUGGCGUCGGGAAAAAAUGCAGAAGUCACCCCUACUUUACAAGGAAAAAACAAUAACAACAAUGAAUGCGAUGGCAGCGCAUGUGGCGGCGACGGUGAUGUUGACAAUGACGACUGUGAUGAAAACACAAUACAGCAAAUACAACGAAUGAAGCAAGAAUUGGCAGUGCGAGAAAAGCAGGUGUUGGAGAAGGAGAUACAAAUUCUGCGACGUCUUGCAGAACUUAACGUGAAUACAGUGAGCGUCAACGAAACAGCACCACUUCGUUCAGGGCAAAUUCCCAUUGAUAUAAUUUUGAAUAUAGUGCCUGAAUAUGAUGGGCAAUCAAGUGUUGACAUCUGGUUAACUCAAUUCAAAAGUGUAUGCGAUGCGUAUGCAGUUGACGUCACAAUUCAACGUGUCUUGCUACUUAACAAACUAAAGGGAAAGGCAUUACAGUGGAUACACUCUAAACCACACUUUGCGACGGAAGAGUUGGAAUGUUUACUUGCGGAAAUGAAAGAAGUGUUUGGUGCAAAGGAAAGCAAAUUGCUGCUGCGUCAUAAAUUCUAGGCAAGGAUGUGGAGAGCCGGUGAAAGCUUCGCGCAAUAUUACAAUGACAAGAUAUCGCUGUCAAAUUCAUUGCACUACGAAGAUGAUGAGUUACUAGACUACUUAAUUGAGGGAAUAACCGAUGACCAGCUACGCAACCAAGCUUAUUUGCAGUGUUACGCCUCAAAGUCUCAGCUACUACAAGCAUUCUCCAAAAUAAGUUUGAAGCAGAAUGCAUCGAGAGUGGCGUCGAGGGGAACUGCAGCAGCUACAGCAACACAGAUGAGUUACACGAAACGGUGUUAUAACUGCAACUGUGUUGGUCACUUCGCCUCCGAGUGUAAGAAGCCAAAGAGGGAGAAACGGGCAUGCUAUGCCUGUGGCAGCAUGGAACAUCGAGUUGCAGUGUGCCCAGAUCGCAAAAACCGAGUCCAGCUGGUAGAUGAUAGCGAAUACAAUGUCUCAUAGAUUCUGGAAGCCCAAUCAGCUUUAUCCGAAGAUCAGCAGUAUGCAAUCAGUUAGAUUUAAAGUUACUGAAAAAUGAAAAUGACUUAUAUUUUGGUCUAAAUAAGUCAAAAGUGCAAACCUAUGGAAAAUUUUUGUGUUCGAUUAUAAUAAACGAUAAACAUUUUGAUAUUAA